AUGGAUGUGGCAAAAGUUGCUUGCGUCCGGUUUGAAGGGGCUCCGCCCAAGCAGGGAGGAGCUUCAAGCAGGGAUAGGUCACCCAAUGAAAUUCCUUCACCCAAAGCAGUUGUGGGAUCAUUUGCCCUUGAUUGUGUUCCACGAUUGUGGGAUGAUUCACCUGCAAUCAGAGAUCGAAUCAGGGAGGGUGCUGGUCUCUUGAUGCGAUGCAACCCAACCAGUAGAAAGCCAGAGAAAGCUGACUACGUGGAAGCCUCAGUAGAGAACCUUAAACUCAACGCACCAGUUCUGAAACCUGUGCUUCAAGUGAUGCAGAAGCAUCUUUUGCAACUCCCAUCGAUUGAAGCCCUGAAUGCUUCAAUUGAAACGUUCUACAUGCUGUGCAAAGACUGGUGCCCCUUGAGUGCCCGUGCCUCUGGAGAGGAAUCAUCUGAUUCUCAACCAACAGACUCAGAGCCUGUGGCAGAUGGCUUGCCCCUGUUUGCUGAUUCCCUUGGACCCGUACAAGAUACUCAGGAACCAGAUCUAUUGAGUGAGCUUAUGGGUGAAUUGGAAAAACAACUGCCUGACCAUCCUCUACCGCCAGUUGCCAGCCCUCAGAUCCCAAGUCCGCCCAGGGACCGGACUAUCAUCGAGCAAAGUGCUGCAUCCAAGCCUGUUGCGGAAGCAGAUGUCAAACCACCGGUUGUUGGUAUGGGGGCAUCAGCGGCAGUAGCCACUCCGUGUCGUUCAGAUUCCCUUCCACAAAUGGACCCCAAACCAAGCGCGGCCACAUCGGCCCAGGAUGUGGUGGACAUUGUCUCUUCUGAUGAGGAAGGCUCUUGUGACAAACCAGUUCUUCGAAUUCCCGGGAUGCCAUCUUUGGACUUGAAUACCCUGAUCACUGCCAUCCAGCAACCUGAACAAGGGCAACAAGAACCAUCUGGUGAUGGCGUGGAAGCUACCACGGAUGAGAAGAAGAGUUUGGACCAACAAUCGGGGACGGGUCCUAUGUUGAUUGUCUCAGAUUCUUUGCUUCCCCCAGAGCCGGCCACACAUUUCCAAGAGACCUUGGUGCCAUGUAGCCCCGGUACAUUUCUAUCUACAGAUGUUGCUGCUGCAACUUUACGGGAUCUGGAUCAACACGAGAAACGGACUCAGGAGCAGGUCGUGACUAGACGCAAACAGUUCCGUCUCAAAAAGGAUCGGGCGGAGGCAAAGAGACAGAAGAAGGAAGAAAAGAAGAUUGAGAAAAGCAAGAAGAAGGAAGAGAAAGAGGCCAAACGUGUAGCAAAGGAAGCAGAGAAGGCUGCCAAGGCAGCUAGUAAGAAGGCUGCCAAGUCAAGCACCAAACAGGCAGGUCGGAAGGCAUCUGACAAGCUGAGUGAAAGGAAGGAGAAGCCAUCUAAGAGUAGCUCUAGCAAAACGAAGCCAAAGAAGGAAGCAAGCAAACAUGAUGCCCAGGAAGAAUUGACCCAAGAUGUCAGCCCAGCCGUCAGCCGCCAGAUGAAGCGUCUCAAGAAGUAUAGCAAAGCACUUGGCUCACCCAGCAAAGGAUCACAAAAAACAACUGAAUCGGAAAAGAUUGAGCAAUCAGUUGAUGACAACAACACUGAUCCAAAUGACAACUCUCAUGAGGAGAAACAUGCAGAACAAGAGAACAUGACCGACCCAGACCCAUCAACAUGUCAAAAGGAUGAAAAAGAUGUACAGGCUGAACAGGCUAUGGAUCAACAAGCUGAGGAAAAACAUGUGAAAGAAAAGAAAUCCAGAAAGACUGCAGCGAAGUCCAAGGCUAAGCAUGAAGAUGGAGAAGCAGAACAGAAGAAAACAAGCAAGACGAAGAAAGAAAAGCCAGAAAAGGCUGGAGCCAAAGCAAAAGCCAAGCCUCGGGCUAGGAAGGCAAAGGCUGAGUCAGAGGAAGAUGGCACGACUAAGAAUGCAAGACCUGAGAAGACGACCAAGAAAAGAGCUUCCAAGCAGACUGAGAAGGAUCCUGAGACAGCCAAGAAGACCAGGACUGUGAGGAGGACGAAGCAGACGGAGGUGGAUGAAUCUUUCCGCGACCAGGUUCUAGCGAUGCUCAAAGAAUGCGCAGCAACGCAUUGCACACACCCCACUUGGAAGAGGAUCAAAACCAAGGACGUUGAUGUUGAGCCAUACAUGACUCGCAGUGCUUGUGGGAUCAAGGUGGACAGAAGGUUCUUCACAAAUGAGAAGGCCCAGGGCACAGGGAAAGGUCAUGUGACCUACUUCAGUGGCAAAACCCACUGCCCAUACAGCAACCAGGUUCUUGGUGGACUUUGGGUUAAAGAAUGGGAGCGCAUGGGCAAGCCUGAUCCGCUUUGCGACCACAUGGUCCACUACAGCAAUGUCUUGAAGACCUCGCAUGCCGCUGCGGUCAGUGAGUGGAACAGUCAGCCAUCGGAGCAACACAGUUGA
This is a messenger RNA of Cladocopium goreaui, 2421 nucleotides long. Lineage: Eukaryota; Dinophyceae; Suessiales; Symbiodiniaceae. The record is from the annotation of a GenBank genome assembly.